Scomber japonicus (chub mackerel) is the source of this 2172-nucleotide messenger RNA. It is a transcript of the gene pmm1, whose product is annotated as phosphomannomutase 1. Gene Ontology annotation, cellular component: cytosol. Gene Ontology annotation, biological process: mannose metabolic process; GDP-mannose biosynthetic process; protein N-linked glycosylation. The record is from RefSeq and is a predicted model, not a curated record. Bases 28 to 804 code for a protein of 258 amino acids. The transcript has 8 exons. Gene Ontology annotation, molecular function: phosphomannomutase activity. Lineage: Eukaryota; Metazoa; Chordata; Actinopteri; Scombriformes; Scombridae.
GACAACACUUUUAAAAAAGAAGAGGAAAUGGAUCGCUUCUCGUCGGACCGAAACAUCCUCUGUCUGUUUGACGUGGAUGGGACUCUAACACAGCCGAGAGAGAAAAUUGACCCACAACUGGAUGAGUUCUUCCAGACCCUGCGGAGGAAAGUGAAGAUCGGCAUCGUGGGAGGGUCAGACUACUCCAAGAUAGCAGAGCAGCUUGGGGAGGGAGAUGAUGUGAUAGACAAGUUUGAUUACGUGUUUGCUGAGAAUGGGACUGUGCAGUACAAAGAUGGGAAGCUCCUCUCAAAACAUGCCAUUCAGAACCAGAUUGGGGAGGAGCUUCUGCAGGACCUGAUCAACUUCUGCCUCAGCUACAUGGGGCUCAUCAAGCUGCCAAAGAAAAGGGGAACAUUCAUAGAGUUCAGGAAUGGUAUGAUCAACAUUUCUCCCAUCGGUCGGAGCUGCACACUGGAGGAGAGAAUCGAAUUCUCUGAAAUCGACAAGAGAGAGAAGAUCAGGGAGAAGUUUGUUGCUGCCCUGAAAGAGGAGUUUGCUGGGAAAGGACUGCGGUUCACUAGAGGUGGUCUCAUCAGCUUUGACAUCUUCCCGGAGGGCUGGGACAAGAGACUGUGUCUAGAGCUGCUGGACAGAGAAGGACUGGACGCCAUCUACUUCUUUGGCAACGAGACCUCAGAUGGAGGAAACGACUAUGAAAUUUUCAACGACCCGCGGACAAUCGGCUUCACAGUGUACUCUCCUGAGGACACGGCAAGGCUAUGUCGGGAGCUUUUCUUUGAUGCUCCACCACACGAAUCCUGAUGUCCUACACUGCCCGCACCCCUACCCCGCCCUUAAUCCCUUUCUUUACCCACAAAACCCCUCUGAACUCUGGCCUGUUGGUCCCUGAUGGUAAGAUAACCAGCACAUGGAGCCCAGGCUGUUUAUGAACUGCUGAAAGAUACCACUACUGAUUUUUUCCAUGUAAUGUAUUAAUAUGAUUAUUGAGUGUUUUAAUUACAUUUUUACCACAUAUCCCUCAGCUUUUAAACAAAGGGACAUUAACUAAGGAAAUGUUACACGUUGAUGUACGUUCAAGUGUUUUACUGCAGCUGAGGUUUUAGUACUGUACCAGAAGAUAUAUUUGACUGCAGUGUCACACCACUGCAGUGUGUAGCAUGUAACAUGAAAGUAACCAAAAAGCUCAGUGAUUAUAAAGCAUUUUGCAAUAUUUAAAGUUAAUGCUCCACAUAAUGUAUAGAAUACGUACCUGCUUCUGUUUUGCACUAAUGUUGGCAUCAUUUCAUACCAAUAGUUGGUAUAGUCUUGUUGUUGUUGGGCACUGCUGAAGGACGUGAUAAGAGUGAAAGAGAGAGAGAGAGAAAGUGAGAUAUUAGAACAGGUGAGGAAGCUUUGUGCUUAUUGUUUUUGUGAGAUUUCUGAAAAUGAGAUAUAAAUGAAGCAUUAAAGAAGAAAAGGAAGAAGAUGCAUCUUCAUAUGAAUCAUUCCAGGUAUUUAAUGUCACUACAGCGCUUUGAAGUGGAUGUGAUUUAUUGAUGGUUUACUGUGUGAUCCUCUGAAUGUCAAAUGUCUGUUUUAAACUCACAAAGGUUCUGUAAAUAAAAGGAAGACUAUUGUUCGCUUUGCUUGUUUUGCAGCUCUGGAAAAAAACAUGAACAUUACAUUGAAUAGUCAGGAUUUAUUCAAUUUAUAUUAAAAACAGAACUGACUCAAUUAAUUCAUCUUGACCAGUGAAUUAAGCUACUGUGACCAAGUCACUUGACAAACUUUAACCAGUCGAUAUGCAACUUUGUAUGUAAAAUAUUUUUAUAAGUCAAAUGCAUUCUGAAUACUGGAUGAACAUAUGAUGUUGAUGCUUUUUGCUUUAUUCCUUUCUGCUCAUUCAUGCUGUUGUCAAAAGCUGCUUAAAGGGUUUAUUUUAACAACUUAUGUUAAAACUGCUACUUUUCAUUUUCCCAUAACAAGUUAAUGUUUUAUAUUAUUGUCAUGAUUCAGAAAAAGAAUGACUCCUUGAGAUAUUAUUAUAAAAAUGAAGCUUUUGAUAAGUCAGAAACAUCAGCUGUACUCCUGUGUUUGAUUGUGAACACUAAAUCUCAAAGGCUACGAUGAUCAUGUAGAUAAGACUAUGAUGCACAGAGAAUUAGCCUGUACAGUACAAUGUAUCCCUGA